Porites lobata is the source of this 1496-nucleotide messenger RNA. NCBI's taxonomy places the organism in Eukaryota, Metazoa, Cnidaria, Anthozoa, Scleractinia, Poritidae. The record is from the annotation of a GenBank genome assembly.
CUACAUAUUACAGACUACGCUCUACACUUUCCAACUAAAGGCACCAGUGACUAUGUGAACAUCUGGGGUAUGCCCAGCUUGACCCAGUUCACUGUAUGUCUCUGGGUGAGGACAAACGCCACUACCGCUGGUACUCCGUUCAGUUACGCUGUUCCCGGCCAACAUAAUGAAAUUGUCAUCCUCGGCGUGAGGAACCCUUGUAUUUACAUUGCGAGUGGAAGCUUCAGGUACAUUUUGCUGGUAAAAACGAUGAAAUGAGUCGUUAACAGAUUUUAACAGUGUACAUCUUGAUCAAUGACCAAUUUUGCUUUAUCCUCGUUUUUUUUUUUAUUUUCCUGCCCUUUUGGCGUGAAAUAUGUAAUGAAACGGGCAAAGAUCAAGACCAUUUAAGAGGAAAUGUUAACAAUUGGACUACCAUUCAAGCCUGAUUUGCCAAGACAGCAUUAAAUUUUAAAAUAAAGUAAGUUUUAAUUGCCAAAGUAAGGGAAAGUUCAUUUAAUAUGACAAGGGGUGGAUGAAGAUAUUGAGGGGGGGCUCCGAAAAUUUUCAGACACCCAAAGGGGGGGCUCUGAAAAAAUUGUUGCGCUAGGAGGGGGGGCUCCGAAAAUUUGUAUACUUCAAAACCAACACAUGACAUCAUCACACAGAUCGGAUGGUUUUCAACUCAACAAUUUAAUGACCUGUGCAACUCAGCUAUAUCACGUGGUUUACAGAUAUAACAAAUGUAGUCUCAUUAUUACACUCUUGUUCAUCCCAAAAAUGCUUUAGAAAAUUGUAUCACAACUGUAUCUCAAGUUUGUCAUAGUAUAAACCAUUGAAGACAAUAACGGUAAAUAUAUUUAAUACAGUCUAGCGAUCUUUUUUCAGGGGAGCAAAGGAAUUGAAGGAGGAGGGCGGGGCUCUGAAAUUUUUUCGACUACCAAGGAGGGGGCUCCUAAAAAGUUGAACCGCUAGCGAGGGGGGCUGCUAAAAUUUCAAGCUUCGAGUUUCAAUAUCUUCAUUCCCCCCCCCCCCUUGUCAUAUUAAAUGAACUUUCCCUAAAAAGGAGCGUACAAUUUUCUUCUUACUCAGUUAUCAUUUCUUAUAGUGUUACCUUACCUUCAACAACUGAUGGAAAAUGGCACCACGUCUGUUUAUGCUGGGAAAACAUCGCGGGCUCAUGGAAAUUAUACAAAGAUGGAGCAGUGGCAGAGCAAAGGUCAGAGCAAAGGGAUUCGUUCGCAACAGGACACGUGAUAAAAUCAGGAGGAUCGCUUAUGCUGGCUCAAGAGCAAGAUUCUUUAGGUGGAGACUUCGAUAUAAAUCAAUGUUUCAUCGGGAUGUUGACAAACGUCAAUGUAUGGGAUCACGUGCCUUCCCCUGCAGAAAUCGAGAAGAUGUCAAAAUCGUGCCUCUCUGGGGAGGGAAACGUAUGUAAGUGGUCUGAUUUCAUUCAUGGCCUUAAAGGGGAAACCAGAGUAGUUAUCCCAUCUCCUUGCAAACCAAUGGCUUCCUAA